Messenger RNA from Dendroctonus ponderosae (mountain pine beetle), 2549 nucleotides. RefSeq names its product serine/arginine-rich splicing factor 1A (gene SF2). The coding region runs from base 161 to 871 and encodes 236 amino acids. The transcript has 5 exons. Gene Ontology annotation, cellular component: ribonucleoprotein complex; cytoplasm; nucleus. Lineage: Eukaryota; Metazoa; Arthropoda; Insecta; Coleoptera; Curculionidae. Gene Ontology annotation, molecular function: mRNA binding. The record is from RefSeq and is a predicted model, not a curated record.
UGUCCAAACCGGUAGGUUGGCAAUAGUGACUGUUUCCUGCGAGUCUUGCGACCAUCUUAUUUUCCGCGUUCCGUUCCAAAGCAAUCGGCUUGUGUGGUUUGUUUUUGUCUUUAGAAAGUGAGUUUAACGGGGUUUUCAGCGCUUCUCAGUCCUAAAAAUCAUGUCGAGUGGACGCAACGAUUGCCGCAUCUAUGUAGGAAACUUACCACCCGAUAUUCGCACCAAAGACAUCCAGGACUUGUUUUACAAAUUUGGAAAAGUCACAUUUGUCGACUUAAAAAACCGACGCGGGCCCCCAUUUGCAUUUGUCGAAUUUGAGGAUCCCAGGGACGCUGACGACGCUGUACAUGCAAGAGAUGGUUAUGACUAUGAUGGGUACCGUUUGAGGGUUGAAUUUCCUAGGGGUGGAGGUAGUGGUGGCAGCGGUGGCAUCAGCAGUGGCGGUCGAGGCGGCGGAAGCUUUAGGGGCGGCGGUCGCGGACGAGCCAACCGGGGGCCUCCUGCCAGAAGAAGCCAAUACAGAGUGUUGGUGACGGGCUUGCCCCCCAGUGGAUCAUGGCAGGAUCUGAAGGAUCACAUGAGAGAAGCUGGAGAUGUAUGUUUUGCCGAUGCAUUUAAAGACGGGUCUGGUGUAGUGGAGUUUCUCCGUUACGAAGACAUGAAGUACGCCAUAAAGAAAUUAGACGAUUCCCGAUUUAGGUCUCAUGAGGGAGAAGUGGCGUAUAUAAGAGUAAGAGAGGACAGAGGGGGAAGCGACAGCCGUCGAUCGGGAGGACGGUCCAGAUCGCGCUCCUUUUCCCCACGAAGACGGGGCUCCCCAACCUACAGCCCUGUGAAGAGAAGUUACUCUAGGAGUCGCUCUCGUUCGUAGAACUCACAGGUUUACCUUUGCGAAGGAAGUUUUUCCUCUAAUAAACUGUAAAAUCGCUUUCAUUUUCGUGAUUUGUAUUGUAGAGUUAAUUUUAACAAAUUCAUUUCAUAAUCUGUAAAGGUAGUUAAAACUUAGUGUACUUUGGUUAAUUUAGGAUUUUUACAAAUUUCAUGCCGGAAUCUAAAUGUGGUUUAACUCAAAUGUAUCUCUUAUUUUUUUUUUAGUGAAACUUUCCAUAUUAAUUCACGCAGCGAUGCUUGCAUUCGUUAAGCUACAUUAAUAUUUCGUUAAUUAUUGUGGCGUAUAGAGGAUAAGUCACUAAUUUUUAUAUUUUGUUUUUAAUGUUGGGACAAAACAACGUUGGAAAAAAGGAAAAUACUGGAACUAAACGUAAAAAUCGCAAAACGGAUUUUGAAAGAUCUAAAUGGAGGGACAGGACAUAAUAAUGGAUAGUUUUUAAAGGGAAGCGUGCAGAAUUGGAAUUGGCUCCUUGAGGAUUUCACACCUGAAGGAAUAACGAUUUCUUGGGGGGGAUUAUCAAAUAUCAAAUCAAAAUCCCAGUAACCGCUGGGAUUAACCAUCUAGUUUAACCCGGGAAAUUAGUCACGAAUUAGCAUCAAUGAUUGGUGGGGUUCGAGAUUUUAAAUACAAUUUUAAUUUCAAAUUGAAUUCUACAACAACUACAUACGUGGUUUUUUUGUUUGUUUUUACGAAGAAUUUCGAUUUCCUUCUGGAAAUUCUCUUGUGGUUAACUUUCUAAGGUGUGCCGAAGGAUUUCUGUCAGGCCCAAUCGUUGAUGUUAAUUACGGCUGGGUUGAACGAGGCAAAACAUUCACUUCAAAGCAACUAACUGGUUCUAAUGGCGAAUCUUGUAUGUUGUUAUUUUUCCUGUGUGUUUUCAACACUAGGCAAUGAAUCAAUUGGUUAAACUAGUAACAUACGGGAUUCUCCUAAUAGAGCCCUGAGGCUAAAUCGGGUUUCAUUUCUUAAAAUUUGCACAUCAAAGGAUUGGAGUGAAAAAAAUAGGAAAGGAAAGGAUCCAACAAGUGUUCUGGACUUCUAAGGGUAAAUACACAAUAGCAUAAACCAAGAAAACUAAUUUUCCCUAAGUGGUCUUUAAUAUCACGUUACUUCAAGUCUUAAAAUUCGUUUUUGUUUAACACUGGUUUUGAUUCAGAUUUUAUUAGCUAUCAAAUCUAGAUUUUAAGACGGAAGUGCGUCAUUCAUUAAAGACCUGUAACUUAACACACAUAAUGCUGAAGUGGAAUAUUUUUAUCCCAGGUCUGAAAUCUGGAAAACGAUUCCUGGGAUUUUAUGGAUUCUCAUAUUAAACAUAAGGAUUUAUAAAAGGAUUGCGGAUUCUCUCAAAGGAUUAAAUUUUAAAAAAGUUGGAAUUCUAUGCGAGGAUUUGUUCUGAUCUCUCCUCCGUUUAGGACUUGCGGCAAUAUUGGAAAUGUCCCCCUUAUUUAGUCUUCUAGGAUUCGCUUUAUGGAUAGUAAGUAGUAAAGGAUUUCAUUCAUACAGAUAGGAUUUCUCGAGGAGACAUGCAACCAACAGGUAUUUUCCUUUUUCUGUGCUUAACUCCGGUAUAUUAACCCGUUUUAUAUGUUCAGCGUGGUACAUUUGUGUUUUUUGCAUGACUUUCCCUUUUUGCUUCAAUAAAAUAUUUCUAGUUUUG